This is a messenger RNA of Sorghum bicolor (sorghum), 798 nucleotides long. RefSeq lists its product as uncharacterized. NCBI's taxonomy places the organism in Eukaryota, Viridiplantae, Streptophyta, Magnoliopsida, Poales, Poaceae. The record is from RefSeq and is a predicted model, not a curated record. The transcript has 5 exons. The coding region runs from base 1 to 420 and encodes 139 amino acids.
AUGGAUCCAUGGGUUGGAGGUGCCAUCAGCUCGCUACGAUCCCAGCGCCCCCACUGUGGGGAUCUGACUCGGACCUCCUCCUUCAAAUCUGACGCGGUGGGGACCUUUGACCUCGAGUGGUGCACAGGCCGCCGAAUCCAUGGGCACGAGAGCGGACCGGAUCCAUUAGCAGGCAGGCAACCUUGUUACGCGGGCUCACCGACAUCCUUCUUGUCUUCGUCGGCUGGAUCCAUCAGAUACGCCAGAGGUGUACCCAGUUUCUGUGAUAAGUGGAGAGAUGUAAGUGUCUGCUCCAUAGAAACCAUUUCCUCUUGUACGACACCUGUGGUUGCUUCUCAAGGGAUACAAGUAGUUGUAUGGGAUGCUCCUGCUGAAAUGAAGAUCAUGCCUAUAGCCCAGUUACCCCAUUGUCGUGAGUAGUCCAUGAUACCUAAUCACCAAAAGAGGAAGGCUACAUUGCUUUUGCCCCAACUGGUUGCAUAUAGCUAUUUAUGUGCUCAACUCGUGAUCGGCUCUGAUGUUCAGCGUCAAGGGAACUUGCCACCAUGAUGAUUGGCUGUCUUUUGCAAACCUCAUGUCUGCGAGCCGUGUAGUUUGCCGUUCUAUGGUACGAGCUAAGAUGUUCGAUAGUCAUUAAUUCUUGAUUGUUGUGUAUGGUUCAGUAGUACCAUAAAUAUAAUGAAGGGUUGUGUAAUUUAUAGCUGAACAUAACCAUGGGAGCUACAGUGGACAUACAAAUUAUGCUAUAUGUCGAUGCUUCAUAAUUUUGUGUCAUGUUUCUAUUGGUAUAAUAUGAUA